This is a messenger RNA of Purpureocillium lilacinum, 393 nucleotides long. RefSeq lists its product as uncharacterized. Lineage: Eukaryota; Fungi; Ascomycota; Sordariomycetes; Hypocreales; Ophiocordycipitaceae. The record is from RefSeq and is a predicted model, not a curated record.
AUGAAGUUCGCCGCCUAUAUCUCUGUGCUGUCCACUCUCCUCCUGGUUGCCUGCGCCGAGGUGACGUGGUACGAUGCAAACCGCAACGUGACAUGCGCAGGUCACGACGAUGGACACAUCCAGUGCGAAGAAGGGCACCUCAACGAGGCCGAGACGCUCAAGCUCGAGGCACAAGCGUCGCCUGCAAUCAAGGGUCGCGCCGCUUCUCCGCUGCAGAAGCGCGUGACGUGCAACAUCGACGGCGUCACCAAGGGACUCGCCUGCUUCGGGCACUGCUACGCCAUCGGGUACUGCAACUCGCAUUGCGAUGAGAAGAACAUUUGCCGCUGCGAUUGCAAGGACCUCGUCGAGUUCCCAAACCCGUUUGUAUGCAGCAAGACGACGUGCUCAUGA